AUGCAUGCUGAAAAGUCCUACGUUGGCAGGAACGGUCUCUUCGUUCGAAUUCAGCUGGAUGGUAGUUUUUUGAGCGCGUUUUCCUCAAAACUUCCUCUUUCAGGCCGCAACUGUCAGCUACUGAACCUGGGUUGUCCGCUUCCACUCAUAUGCAACUAUCUCCGGGAGAAGUUUAUAAAACUAGUCGAAGGUGAGUUCGUACCCCGGUUAUAGCGCCUCAGAUCCGCUCACACAGGUUGAACUCUCAACCACCACGGGAAACCUACUUGGGAUUACAGAUGCGGCUACUUUUGAAAAGAAAGUUUCUCUGGUUGAUCGUAAUGCUGUUGUAAUACCCGUGGUCGUCCAAAGUAGGCCUAGCGACUUUAGAUUACCCCUCCCCCUUGCCAUAGAGGAUGAUAGCGGACAAAUUACAGAUGUUAAACCCCUCAUGGAGGAUCAUGAGACGGUGUAUCCGGGUUUACUAGGUUGUUCACUUUGUGGCGAGCUUACUUUUCUCCUCCCUCUAGAGCUCAUCACGAAGCAAGCAAACGAAAAGGAUGAUGGGAAGUGGCGGACCUCAUAUGCUCCCAAAUCCAUUGCUAGACAGGGCGGCAAAAGGACUAAGAAGUGA
Spirometra erinaceieuropaei is the source of this 613-nucleotide messenger RNA. Lineage: Eukaryota; Metazoa; Platyhelminthes; Cestoda; Diphyllobothriidea; Diphyllobothriidae. The record is from the annotation of a GenBank genome assembly.